Molecule: messenger RNA, 1638 nt
Organism: Cladophialophora psammophila CBS 110553
Lineage: Eukaryota; Fungi; Ascomycota; Eurotiomycetes; Chaetothyriales; Herpotrichiellaceae
Exons: 1
Coding region: 1-1638 (545 amino acids)
Source: RefSeq, a predicted model, not a curated record
AUGCAGUACAUGCGAGACGCCGCCAACUUCACUCCCUCCAAGCGCGCUUUCCAGACACAAUUUAAGAGAUGGGGUUUUCCGUCGAAACGCAAGCCGUCGUUCCGCGAUGAGGACCUGGUGGAUCGCGUGAGAGAGCUGUGGGAAGCCAACUACAGUCAACGCAAUAUGCUCCAUACCCUUCAAGCCGAGGGCCACGAUAUCAAAGAACGAGAGCUCAUGCGACUGCGCGCUAAGAACCGCUGGCUCAUGCGGAUUCCCAACGGCGCCAAACAGACGUCCGCCGAUGAGGCAGAAGCCCGUCUCGAAGGCCAGCUGAUCGACGCUACGAAGAAUGACGAAAGUAUCCCUCAACCCGACCAUCAUCCCGUCUUGGAUGAGCCGCCGCCAGAAUUCAUGGAGCGUCAGAAGGAGAGACUUCAAGAACUCCAAACCAUCAGUGACCAGCGUUGGAAAGACAAGAAACGACGCCGUCGCACCAAGGGGUAUGCAGGUCUCCCCCCCGAUCCCGCCGGGAUGCCACCGCGUUUUCCCUCCGAGACCACACUUGAGGAGAGCAGGGAGAUAUUGUGUCUUGAUGCAAGACAAUAUCGGGCCAUUCGCGAUCAAUUCCAAGCGAUUUGCGAGGAGGAGCAAAUCAAGCAAAAGACCGUUGCUGGAACAGAGAAGUGGCAAGCCGUCAAAGAUCGGUUGGUCCGUGAGAAUGCACUAUUACAGGCUGUGAUGUGGCAAGACACGUCUAACCUUCAGUCCAAAGAGCUUGCUCUGGACGUCAUCUGCACCGAUGUUACCAAGCGGAUCCGGACCCUGGGUCGAAGAUUGACCAUUUUAGAGUCCAAGAAGGUGCUUGGCUUGAACCCAGAUCAAAGUCGACAAAUCCGCAGCGAAUUUUACGACAUCCUUGAAUCGGAGUAUUACACCAGUAAACUCGAAAUGGGACCAGAGAAGUGGAAGGAACUCAAAGACCGCUGGGUUGCCAACAAUUCAUAUCUUCAAAGCCUCCUCGCACCGGGUGACGCCGACCCCGAGCAUAACAGAAAGCGAGCUGCAAUGGAACUCUUGUGUCGAGAUGUCAUGAAGCGUGUCCGGGACGAUCGAGCAAAGAAGAAGGGCACUUUUAGGAAAAAGCCCGCAGAACCUUUGACACUCGGAGCGGACAUGACACCUCAACCACCUCAACCUCCCGCGCCCUCAGUGGCUCCUGCACCGGCUGCUGUCAGCGACGCGUAUCGAGACGCCCUGCCAGCCAAUCCAUAUAGCGACGUACCAACCACGGCAGCGCAGAAUGAUUUGUCAGACCUUCAAAUCGACCCCAACUUGUUGCAAGUGGCCGACCAUCUAGGGACCCCACAAGUCUCGAGCGUGACGCCUGUGUAUGUUCGUCCUCACCCCAACUCGACCGUGUACACCUCUACGAGACUCUGGCUAGGUUCUUUGAUAGGACGCACUGUUCAGGAACUUCGUGCAAUGAUCGCUGCCAAGUAUCCCCUCGCAAAGGCAGAACAAAUCAAUGGUAUCGAGAAAGACGCCGUGGGCAAUGAAAUCCCCUACCUCAUUGAGGAAGAUGACGAAUUAGAGGCCUAUCUCGACCACGUUCAAGGACGCAAGGCUAUGUUCGUCGUGCUGCUCGCGCGGGCUUGA